AUGCGAACGCAAAGCCUCCUGAAGCAAGACAGUAAAGAUGCCAACGUCGACAUUGACGGUCUCCGCGAGCUCAUAUUUACUAAGAAAAGAGAAUCGGACCCUGGCAAAAUCGAAGUUCCUGCUUAUAUCUUGAAAAAGGCAAACCACGAUGUCUUCAAUCACAUCAAAGAAAAAGCAAGAAAAAACUUUCAAAUCUAUAAACGGCCGAGCCAGUGGAAAUCAUCGUCACUGGACGAACAAAAGUACAAGCACGAUGCAAAGUUGUAUUUCAAAAAACUCUCAAGCGAGCCCCUCGUCUAUGGGAAACUGAUAAACACUCCCAUCCAAAUUGGAGAUUUGGUCACGUUAGGAACAGAGAGUUUGAGAGUAUACCUUGUCACGGGCUUGCCGAAAACGUUUGGGUCUCGUAUAGUGACCCUUGCGUCUGAUAUGGGACAAGUCAUCUUUGCUCACACUUCAACUAUAAAUUGUCGAAUACCGGGAGCUAUCCCCUCGUCGUACGAGAGGCUUAUAAAGAAGCUCGUUUCGCUAGAGCGAAAACUGCUCGAUAUUGAGCCCGUGGGUGUGCCCGAUCCGCACUUCUCCAAGUCAAAAGAAGCGUUGCCCGUUGAAUUGCAAAAUCGAUAUGUCAAUGACCAUGUGAACCAGAUUGAACUGGAAGAGACCGAGUUGGAUCCAAACAAUUUUCUCAUGGCUCAAGCCUCGGCGAAAUUGUUGGUCAACUCCCCCGUGCAGACUUUUCUCAUUCACAGAGAAGAAAGAGCAAUAUUUUGCAAAGGGUUGUUGCAAGUUGCAAAUGAAGCCUUUGGCAUGAUUUCGCAAAUCAAUUUGCAAUUGGAGAAACUCCAUCGGGUUUUGCAACGUGAUGCCACGGGAGAGUUGAAUGCGCCUCGCACAGUGUCGAUAUUUGAGCUAUUGUACAAACUCGACGAGUGUAAAGCAACUAAAGAACCAAGUGCCAGUGCCAGUGCGCUGUUGGCACAGAAGCCGGCAGAUGCUGUUGAUUACGAUAGCAUACCGUUUUCAAUACCAAAGUACUUAGCGGUUGUAUUUGCAUUGAGAAAACAGAGCAGGUUGUGGACAAUUCAAAAAGAUCCAAACUCGCCGUCAAAAGUCACGAUAUGGCCCAUGGGCCAGAUUUCCCAUGUAGAUGCCACGCAAAACUAUUUGGAGAAUAGCGGUGGGAUUGACGAGAUUGCAGAAUAUUGCGUUGAUAAACUAAUAGUCGGUGAGAAAAAAAGUGGCACACGCAAGCCGCCGGUAAUGUAUCAACUGGUGAUUGAGAUGUUGAAGGAGUACAUUAAUGGGAAGUACGAUAACAAUGCCAAAAUCUCAACAAUGUUGGUUGCGCUUUUGAGAAGGACUGAUGCGUUAUUGCUAGAGUCUGGAGUCACGCCCAUUGAAGAUGCUUACAAAUUUGAGUACUCUUUUGGCAAGGCGUUUGAUUUGUUAACCAAGUUGAACGAUGGCAAAACUGAAAACCCCGUGAAAUGGUCUCGAGAGGCAGAUCUUGCGGGACAAAGGUUGUCGCCAAAGGCUGAUUUGAGGCACGAUUACUACCGAUACUUUGACGAUGCUUAUAGCGCCACAACCAAAGAUGAAUUUAUGGAAAACUGUUUGCUGUCAAAUUUAUAUCAUCAGGAUCCCAUGGCUAGCUCUAGAGUCGACAUGACGGACGAGUGCGUCUACUGUAUUGAUGAGCCUACGGCUCAUGAAAUCGACGACGGGAUCUCGAUAAGUGAAGUGGACGGCAACGACGACAAGUAUGUGAUUUCCAUCCACAUUGCUGAGCCCAGUUCCUAUAUCCGGCCAGACUCAGUCAUCAGCUCCAUUGCUUUCGAUAAAUCUUCAACGCUGUAUUUUCCGGAAGAUGUGUUUCCCAUGUUGCCCAAAUCAAUCUCAAAUAUUGCCGGCUUGGGUGUCAAUGGACAAGAAACCAGGACGUUUGUGAUUCAGUAUAAAUUGAGCAAGAAAGACGUGGAUGACUUCAUUCGCGCCAAGAAGCAAGACCCCCUGUUCACGCCCAACCGUUCUACUUUGCAGGGAAUUCAGCAACAAAUUGACGCUACUGGAGAAAUCAAAUUUGCCUUGGCCAAGCGGUUCCGCCAGGGUUUCACCUACGACGCCGUCAACAAGCUUCUUGACGAUCAUGACAAAAGUAGAGAGUUCUUGGAAAGGGGCAACUCCAGUGAUGCUGAUUUUAACAAUUUGUUGAGGCUUCUGCACGUGUCCAAAUUGCUUCGCCAAUUGAGAAUGUCAAAUGGUGCUUAUUUUGGCAGCGACUCCAACCUGCUGGUAUAUAUCGUCAAAAAUAAUGGUAAUGGUAAUGGCGGUGGCGCUGAUGUGAGCAAUGCCGGGGCUGGAGGCAAGUUAACACUAGCAUUACCUCAGACUAACGACACUAUAAGCAUUAAAACGCAAAACCAGCAAGGGGCGUCAACUGAAUUAGUCACUGAAAACAUGAUUAUAGCCAAUUACCUCAUGGCGAAAGUGGCCUCAGAAAAGGGGAUAAAGAUUCUUUACAAAUGCCUGGAUCCGAAAUUCAGCCCCGAUUUACGCCAGGAGUUUCAGCAAUUGCUCAAUUUGCAACACGCAGGCGAGGACAUACCAAGCGACAAAUUGGUGAAUCUCUAUGGUUCAUUGACGAGGACUUUCAUGUCCGAUGAGCCUGGAAAGCAUUUCCUUAUGGGGCUCAAGAUGUACUCCAACGUUUCAUCACCCUUGCGACGUUACAUCGACAUGGUGAAUCAGUGGAAAUUCCAAGACCAUUACUUGCUGCAGAAUACGCUUAGUGAUGAGUCUAUCCCGGGGAUAAUCUCGCGGUUGAAUGCCAGAUCCGAGAUCUUGCGAAGCAUGGACAAAAGAAGCAAAUCUUUCUGGCAGGCGUUGAUGUUGAAAAUGUUCACUCUGGAGUAUAUCAGCCCCGAGACCAUGGCCAAGGACCUUGACUUGCAAAUCAGCUUGCUUGCUAGCCCCGCCAGGACUGAUCUUGUUGCCGUGAAUAUAAGUCCCUUUGGCAAUGUCCGUUCGCACAUCGAAGUGUCCAAAGAGUUGCUAGCUGAUCUCGACCUGGGGAUGGCUGAAGUCGGCGGCAUCUUGGACCCCACCAGAUUGACACUUAAAAAGAUUGACAUCAUCGAAAACGAGGCCGUUUUCGAAUACAGAUAG
Messenger RNA from Lodderomyces beijingensis, 3168 nucleotides. NCBI's taxonomy places the organism in Eukaryota, Fungi, Ascomycota, Pichiomycetes, Serinales, Debaryomycetaceae. The record is from the annotation of a GenBank genome assembly.